AUGAUGUACCGGAAAGCUUGGCUGUCGUCCAAGAAAUUCUGCACGGACCGACUCGCCAGAUAUUCCGAGAGAUGUGGAGGUGAGGGGGGCCUCGGGACGGCUUACUUGCCUGUACAGGCUCACCAGCUGGGAACGAAGAAUACGGCGAAAUGGCGACAAACCGGUGACAGUGCAGCCGAAAAGCGGCAGAAUGCCAGAAUCUUGAAUCGCGCUCAGACGUCCAACGCGUGCUCGCGCGUCAGGCGCGCUAGUCAACGACAACUCCCAAAUGUUCAACCACUAGUCGCAACCGCAUACAAGAUUGAAUCCCUCCCGACACGGUCUAUGAGAGCCAUCUUCUCACCCCAAACCGCGCAAUGCCUCCCCGAAAGAGCAACGUCUCUACUGCCGCGACGGAACCGAGCCCUGUGCCCAAGGCUGCAUCAAAAGCCAGAGAUGAUGAUGGAUCUGAACCUGCCCAAGUCUAUAGUACAGCGUCUGGCCAAAGGUGUCCUCCCUCCAAACACACAAAUACAAAAAGAUGCACUGCUUGCCAUGUCCAAAAGCGCAACCGUCUUCGUCAGCUACAUUACAUCCUGCGCCAUAGAACACGCCGAGCAAAACGGCAAGAAGACAGUCAACCCCAAGGACGUCUUCGACGCAAUGACGGAGCUAGAAUUCGACUUCUUCCUGCCGCGCCUCGAAGCCGAAGUCACAAAGUUCACAUCAAUACAGGCGGACAAGCGGAAUACCUAUCGUAAAAAGGUACGCGAGGAGAAAAAGGCGGCAACGACGACGACAACCACAACGACUUCUUCGUCCACAUCGGCUGGCCUAUCGACGAUAAACGGCAAUGCGGCUGAUGCAGGAGGCGACAGUCCGCCUGCGGCAAAGAGGGCAAGGCGGUCAAGUGGGGAUGCAGAGGGCCAAGGGUCUGGGACCGAGGACGAGGCCGAUAACGAUGAGACUGUGGAUGUGGAGGAUGAAGAGGUCGAGGACGACGAGAUUGAAGAGGAAAUCGUGGACGAGGGUCUCACGGAAGAUCCGCUCGAAGAGCGCGAAGACAAGGAUGAGGAUGACGACAUGGCCGAUGGCGAUGAAAGCGACUGA
This is a messenger RNA of Plenodomus lingam JN3, 1089 nucleotides long. The record is from RefSeq and is a predicted model, not a curated record. Lineage: Eukaryota; Fungi; Ascomycota; Dothideomycetes; Pleosporales; Leptosphaeriaceae.